Messenger RNA from Mobula hypostoma (lesser devil ray), 2908 nucleotides. Its product is annotated as pre-mRNA-processing factor 39-like. The record is from RefSeq and is a predicted model, not a curated record. The coding region runs from base 69 to 2834 and encodes 921 amino acids. Gene Ontology annotation, cellular component: commitment complex; U2-type prespliceosome; U1 snRNP. Gene Ontology annotation, molecular function: protein binding; pre-mRNA 5'-splice site binding. Gene Ontology annotation, biological process: RNA processing; mRNA 5'-splice site recognition. Lineage: Eukaryota; Metazoa; Chordata; Chondrichthyes; Myliobatiformes; Myliobatidae. The transcript has 14 exons.
AACCUCCACUUCCGCCCCGCGGCGCUUCCGCUUCCGGUUCGCCUGGCGAUGGUGACGGUGACGGAGUAAUGGAGGCGGCCGGUGAUCGGUGGCCGGAGCCGGAGCAGAAUCCGCCGGCAUCGGCUGCUGCGGUCGACGCUGAACAGCGACUGCUGAACAAGGAAAGCCUGAACGGGAAUCGUCCUUUCAUCUCGCACACCCUGACCACGGGCUCCCUUGCUGACCCGGACGCCCGGACUCCAAACGUCGAGACGGCUGGCUCUCGUGCCCCUCACGGAGCGAGCGCGCUCGAGGACUCCAAGGCCCGCGUCCCCUGCCUGGGCAGUGCCGAGACGGCAGGGGGAGUAGCGGGCGGUGGAGGGACUGGCGAGGGCUCGCCCGCCGAUGCCAGUGACGCGCGGGGCACCGAGGCGGCGGCAGCCAGCGGUCCUGGCCCAACCAAUGGCGAGGCCUCGGCGGACGGCGGGCUGGGCGGUCGGGAAUUCGGUGAGCCAGUAGCCGGAGAUGCCCGCCUCCGUGACUUUCAGGAGCCGGGGGAGAAUGGCCUUGGCCCUUGUGUAGGGGGCAGUGCCACAGAGCCAGCAGGGGAGAGUUCUGACCUGACUGGCGGGGUCCCAGGGGGCCAGAGUCCUGGCCCGUGCAACGGCAGUGGGGCUGACGAAGAGUUGACUGCUGUCCAUCACGGACACCCCGACCCUGCUACUGGUCUGAUCACAGCGCAGGGCCCAGCUCAAGCGUACCGCCAGGGCGCUGCGAUGGAAGUAGAAGUGGACACGGACGUGCCCGGCGUGGGAGAUUCUGCGGCGGUGUCCCCUGCUCUGUGGGGCGCCGUGGCCAACUUGUCCACCGGCCCUUUUGACCCGCCGCUGCCCGAUGGGCAGGCAGCGGGCGCCCACUUUGCCGACGGGCCGGAGCUGGCGGCGGACCCCGAUGGCGCCAGCUACGCCGACGGGCUGGCGCACUACCAGCCGGGCGGCGGCGACUACGAGGCGGUGGAGUCCGACGACGGCAUCCCACCCUACCCGGCCGACUUCGAGAAGUACUGGAAGAUGGUGGAGGACAACCCGUACGACUUCACGGGCUGGACGUACGUGCUGCAGUACGUGGAGCAGGAGAAUCACAUUUGGGCCGUCCGGAGGGCGUUCGACUCGUUCUUCACUCGCUACCCUUACUGUUACGGCUACUGGAAGAAGUACGCCGAUAUUGAGAAGAGACUGGGGUUCACCAAAGAGGCGGAGGAGGUUUACCAGCGGGGGUUGCAGUCCAUCCCACUCAGCGUGGACCUGUGGGUCCACUACAUCACAUUUCUGCAAGAAAUCCUCGAGCCCACGAGCCCCGAUACCUCGGUGAAGCUCCGCAGCGUGUUUGAAAUGGCGCUGGCUGCAGCCGGCACGGAUUUCCGCUCCGACCGACUCUGGGACCUGUACGUGAACUGGGAGAAGGAGCAGGGGAACUUGAAGGCUGUGACCGCCAUCUACGACCGGCUGCUGUCCAUACCCACCCAACUGUACAGCCACCACUUUGAGAAGUUCAAGGAGCACGUGCAGAGCUACUCGCCCAAGGACAUCCUGUCCACUGAUGAGUUCCUCAGGCUGAGGUCAGAGGUCGUGACCAGCCUCGCCGCCGCUGAAGGGGAUUCGGACGAGGGUCCACCCGGCGAUGACCCUCCGCCUGGCGUUGGCACCACAGACCAAGAGAAGGCCGACACGGAGAUGGGGAGGAUCAGAGCCCACCUGGAGGCCACUCGGCAAGAGAUGUACCUCCUGAACGAGGAGGAGGUCAGCAAGAGGUGGCACUUCGAAGAGGCGAUCAAGCGGCCUUACUUCCACGUCAAGCCCCUGGAAAGGGUGCAGCUGAAGAACUGGAAGGACUACCUGGACUUCGAGAUCGCCAGUGGCACCAACGAGCGAGUACUGGUACUAUUCGAGCGCUGCGUGAUCGCCUGUGCUCUGUACGAGGACUUCUGGAUCAAGUACGCCAAGUACCUGGAGAACCACAGCGUGGAGGCCGUCCGCAACGUCUUCCAGAGGGCCUGCAUGGUUCACCUGCCCAAGAAGCCCACCCUUCACCUGCUGUGGGCCGCCUUCGAAGAGCAGCAAGGUGAGUUGAAGGAAGCGCAGAGGAUCCUGCGCUCCUUCCAGAUGGUGGUGCCGGGCCUGGCCAUGGUCCUCCUCCGGCGGGUGAGCCUGGAGCGGCGUUGCGGCAACGCGGACGAGGCGGAGGCGCUGCUGCGCGAGGCCAUCGAGCAGCAUCAGGACACGCCGCUGGCCUCCUUCUUCGCCGUCAAGCUCUCACGGCAGCUCCUGAAGGUGCAGCGCAACCUGGCCAAGGCCAGGAAGGUGCUCCUCGAGGCCAUCGACAGGGACAAGGACAACGUGAAGCUCUACCUCAACCUGCUGGAACUGGAAUUCAGCUGCGAUGUCCGCGCCAACGAGACCAACAUCCUGGGCUGCUUUGACCAGGUGCUCACCGGCUCCCUCCCGCUGGAAAUCAAGAUCGUCUUCUCCCAGCGGAGAGUGGAAUUCCUGGAGGACUUCGGCUCCAGCGUGCGCAGCCUGCUCCAAGCCUACGACGAACACCAGAAGCUCCUCAAACAGAACGCUAGCAAGAAGCGGGCAGCGGAGAACGGCACGGAGGAGCCGGAUGAGAAGCGGGCGCGAGCGGAGGAGGGCACGCCGGCCAUGGCCGCGGCUGCCACCAGCACCGCCGCCCUGACCAGCGGAGACGCCGUCAACAGCCAGGCGGCGUACAGCUACAGCGCGUGGUACCAGCCCUACGCAUCGUACGGGUAUCAGAGCCCAUGGAACUACAAUCAGUACUACCCGCACAGCUGAAGGAAUGUGAACUGUACAGACGGAAACCAAGGGACUCGUUUCCUCCCCUCUCCUCUCCCAACCCCUUCACCGUU